AGGAGGAGGAGGAGGAGGAGGAGAGAAGUUGAGUUGAGGAAUUUGAGUCGUGUUUGAAGGGGGAGAGGGAAAAGACCGAGGCAGGGGGAUGUCUGAGGGAGUCUGAGAGAGCCGGGGGACAGGAGAGACUUUGGACUAUAAACUGAAGAUUAAAAACACACAGAUUCGAUAAUAUUCCCAUGAUCGGUGGAAAUAGAUCGACUUCGUAAAACUUCGGAUAGCUCCGGAUAACUGAAGUUUCCUGCGCGUUUCUCUGUGCGCGUUUUGGCUGACUGUGAUUUCGCUGGAUGGCUCUCGGUGUCGGGAUUGACCAAAACAACUCGACUAAGGGAAGAGGACUCAGUCGGAGGAGAACCUGUCUCCUUAGAAAGGGGAACUGAAACGACUUGAUCGGAUUUGCUUCGGUCUCGUCGGUGGAUAAUCACAUUUUCUAACAGCGAAACUUCAACUUCGGAUCUCUGAGAUGCGGUGAUGGAGUCGGCUUAUUUUUCCGAGAUGACUGCUCUUCUCUUUUCCACAUGUUGUCCCUUCUCAACAAGAACCAUGAGCUCAUCUAGGUGGUCUGUUCUGAUCCUCUUCAUGGUUUUAUCUGCUUGGAGACCGGCUGCUGCAGGCACACUGACAGGUAAGGUGAAAUCUGUGAGAGUCCUAGCUCUCUGUUAGUUAGUCAACAUUAAAAAAAACAUCUUAAUGAGCAAUUAGCCCAGCCAGCCCUCUGCUUCUAACUCGUUAAAUCAAUUUGUUUUGGGUUUGUGAAUCCAACCACAGCUGUGAGUGUGUUCAACAUCUGGCUGACAUGAAGGAAUUCUUCACACCAAUAAAAAACAAGAUGAUCAAAACAGUUUUAAUGAAGACACUGUUUUAUGAAGGAUUUCAAGGUGUAGUUGCUGCAGGUAGACUUUUUUUUUAAUGGAGAGCUGCUUUUGUUGACUUUGUUGACUGGUUUUGGUUGAAGGGUCAUGUUUUUAGUACAGCUGCAGGAUACAUCCCUCUGCACACUGCAUACUCUUCCUGGGAACAGAUCCAAACAAGGAAUCCAGACAGGAAUCCCCACCAGUCAUGGCAUUUCCAGAGCAGUAUGGAAUUUUCAGAGUUGUAUCCCUGGCAGGGAAAGGCUGAGAGGUUAAAUAAAUCUUGCCGGGAAGUGAGAAAAUCCUUAAAGUCGCCCCAGAAGCCUGCAGCUGAAAGUCAUGGAAAAUUGUUUUGAGUCUCUGGAAAUUGUACAUCGGUGAUACCCACCCUAGAAACCCUGCCAGCCAUCAUUUAGACCAUCUAUCUGAACUCUGAAAUCCAUCAGAUACUUCAACCAGAGGAUGAGAACAUGGGGUCCCUGCAGGGGCCUCCACCUGUCAGCUCACGUGUUCAGACCAUCACAGUCACAGCGUCUCUCAGACACAGGCAGGACAGACCCCGCUGUGAUUUAUAAGCUCAGACUGAAAGUUUCAGAGAGAAGUUUUCCUGAUGCCUCAGUUCCUCUUUGGAUGAAGGCUCAGGAGUGAGGGAUGAGGAGGGGCUCAGGGGGGCGAAUGCUUUGGUUUGUGAGUCAGAGUUGGUCUGAGUCAGACUCGGAGCAGUGAGUUGAUGGAUGGGGUACGGGGGCAAGAGUGGAGGAGAAAGAGUCGGGAGGGGAGGUGGCAAAAUGUGUAGCAAUGAAUCCGAAGAAUGGUAUGAAAAGAAGGCUAAAUGGGAAAAGGGCAAAAGGCGCGGCAGUGAAUGGAGGGGCUGAAAUACGCAGAGUUAAAAAGCCGAAAAACAGAUAAAGGAGGGAGUGGGGAGGAUAAAUGCUCAGACUGUGUCGGGUAUUUUUGGUAUGUGCCUGUCCACUGACAUUUAACAUUUGAGCGGAGUAGGAGCAGAGAGAGGCAGAUCAUGAAAAAAGUGUGGGACCUCGAGGGAAUUCAGGGGACAAAGGGGAGGAGAUGGAGUAGUUGAGCACAAAUGAAUCAUUGGAGACAGGCCCCACACAUAAACACACACUCAGACACACACAGAGAGUUUAACUACAGCGUGCCCUCUCUGUCUACCUCUGCAUUAAAAGGUUUACAAGCUUAUCAUUAUAUGAAAGAAGCCCGAAGAGACAGAGACAGAAAGUAGGGCUGUUUUUGUUCAAUAAGACACAAAGUCAGGGUCAGGCAGAUUCUUGAAAGAGCUCAGCCAAGCUUAAAAAUAAAGGGAGGAAUGACUUUUUACGCCAAAAAGCACACAGAGACAGAGAGGCGGUGGAGCAGAGACACAGCGGGCCUCUUCAUUUAUUGCACACUCCCUGAACAAGCAUUUCUAAUUCUGGGUUUGUGUUUGUAUUUGUGGAGCACAUUUACAGGAUCAUGGGUGUGUUUUCCAUACAAGUAGAAGAAGUUCUGCCAAAAUCUGCUUUUUACAUUACAGGUCUGUUUUUACUGGCUCCAAGUACGAACAUUUGCGUGAGAUAGGUUGUAGUGGAGUCCUCUGGGGUCACGGUGCAGGGUCAGAGGUUGAAGGUUGGGCCAUGAAACAGAAGAGAAGGGCGGGUUGACAAGCUUGAGAAAAUCUUUACAGGCAUCAUCAUCAGUCAGAGAAACAAGCGUGAUUUAUUCAUGUCCUGAAAUCCAAGAAACACAAGCCGAGUUUGCACGUUCUCAUAUCUUUGUCCACCUCAUGAAGACGGUGAGAGGUCGGCCUCGUCUUCCUCUGCUCUGUAGAUGUUCGGCUGGUUUGUGAGAGGAAACGUGUUUUUGCAGAACGUCAUCAAUCUUUAUCUUUGAACUGCGAGCACGCCUCGACUUCCAUGUUCUCAGGAGCACUUCUCAUUUCUGUUUAAUGUCUGAGGAGUCUGAAAAAGCAUAUUUCUGAUGACCCUCCUCGACUCAUUUUCUGGAUGUUUAACAGACGCUCAGACAUCUUGGCAGACGACCUGCAGGCCUAUCAUUGCUGUUGGAGAGAAACCUUGGAUAUUUGAAGUGUUUGUGUUGAGCUCUCUGUGCUCUGACACUGAGCGGCCGUCAGCUAACAAGGAUCCUUUGUGCGUGGAUCGGCUCUGUCCUUCUCAGGUCAGCCUGUCUGUCAGUCAGGGACACCAGAUAAGCCGACUCACUCAAAUAAAACCAGGAACUCAAAGUUCACCUGCUGCUAUCAUACCGUAUUUAUCAGCAGAAGCACACAGACUAAUGAUGAUUUUACUUGAUCUAACAACAACUCAGGUGACCAGAUUUUACCAGAGAAAAUUGUACUCCUCAUCCUGCAUCUUCCCCCUCUUUUUCUUAAAGAUUUGGAGUUUGAGCGGAGUCCAACCACCAUCAUUUCCUCUCUGGGAAAACCUGUGACAAUGCACUGCAUGUUAAAGGGGACAGGUGGCGAGGAAGAGGACCCUCCUGAUGUCAUCUGGCUGAGAGACGGCGUGCCCCUUCAGUACUCCGACACCAACCAGUUCCAAGUCCACACUGGCAGCAACAGCUGGACCAUAAUGAGCACGCUCAGGUAGGCAGUGCUUUUCCUUCACACUUACUCACUUCAGGAGAUUUACCAACAAAGGCUGUGAGGCGGCCACACCUGUCUGAAAAAUGUCAAUCAUGCACCUGCUGUGAUUGUCCUAUUUUCCUGUUCGUCCACCUUAUCUCCUCACCCUGUUAAACCAGUACCUUUGCUGGAGUAGCACGUCAUGUACCAUUGAUAUUAAUCAGUGCUAUUGUAAGCUCCAUUACAUUUAUAUUCUAUUUAUAUAUGUUUGUUUUAAAGAACAUGUUCUGUCCCUUUUAAUCGAGUCUGUGCAGUUUGAAAUGAAGUAAAAAGGAAAUGAUUAGAGUGAGUUUGGUCCAUGAAUGUCUCCCUUCUGUAUCUCACUUUAAUUAGCAUGUUUGUCUGUUACUUUAAAUUUAUGAAACCUGUUUUCUCUCCAACAGUAUUGAGAAGGUCCAGCUGCCUGACAUGGGCUCCUAUCAAUGCGCUGUUUUAUCGGAGAGCCAACAGAUUCUGUCUGAGGAGGGGGGAAUCCAGCUGGAGGGUGAGUUCAUCUUCAGCCACGGCAACAAAAAUAAGCAGGUCCUCUUUGAGGGAUCUGAGGUUUUAUUUGGAUUGGAUUGAGUCCCUGAUUCAGCUAAAUCCUCCUCAGGUCUUCCUCAUUUCUCGGUGGAACCCCAGCACAUCUCUGUGGUGGCCAACGUAACCCUGAGCCUGAGGUGUGUGGCCCAUGGACCUCCAGAGCCAGUCAGGGUCAUCUGGCUGCAGGACGGCGCUCCUCUCAACUCCCUGACAGACCCGGUGGCCCUCUCGCCAUCAACACUCAACCUCACAGGUAUCGUCUUUCACCCUUUAUUACCCCAGCGGGCUUAAGCUCCAUGUACACAGCUUGGUUUAACCAUUAAAACACACGGCCUCAGUCAACUCCUCUUACUUUGAAAUGACACAGCCUGAUGUUCAGUGACGUGGAGGAACAGUCUGGGGCUUUAGCUCCGAAAUGUUUGGUCUAUAAAGUUUGUGAAGUGUUACAUAACUUCUGAAGAAGAGUGGAAAACUUUUUAGUUAGCAGUUGCAGGAUAGUUCCACAAUCAUGUCUUUGGACUGAUUAAAAUGUUCUCCCUCAAAACCUACGCGGUUAACAUCCACCAAACUUUAAAAGACCUUCAAGCCUCCUUUCCAGGUGUAGGUGCCAUAUGCAGAAGUGGUUAGGUUUGUGUGUGUUGACAUCAACUGUCUGGGCUGCACCUUUCAUGCACGUCACGAGGGGGUGUGGUCAAGGCGCGAUGAUUGAAUGAUUGAAUGAAUGGACAUAUAGUCACCUGGGUGCUGCGGCGGCUGCAUGGAGAGGGGGUGAGUAGGGAGAGCGUAUUUUUUGUUGACCGCUUGAUUUAAACGUCAAACUAAGCCCAUAGAUCAUCUUGCCUUGCCUUGCCCUGUCUGUCUGUUUGUGCGGCGUUGGAAAUAAAUGUGAACUCAAUCGGAAAACACGGAAAUGGCUUGUGGUUUGUGUAGCGAGUCACCAAUGCGGAAGCUCCCUCACUUAGCCUCUCAGUGACUUUGUUUUCGUUCCUAGUCACUAUAGCUGCGUCCGAAUUGCCAAGUAGUAGUCGAAGUAGUAGUCGAAGUAGUAUCUAGCAUGUCCGAAUUGGCCACCGGAGCGAGUAGCAUGCUACUUCAGAUACUACUUCAGAUGCUAGACACGCCCACAUUGUAGGUUGGUCUCGGUGCAUCCUACGGGCAUGCUACUGACCCAAAAUGCACCGCGGGCUUCUUCUUCGUCCUCUUAAAAGUUGUAGAAGCGCAUGUGAUGCUAGCGCCACCAGCCGCUCUGCCUAUUUAAAUGUGUCGCGAACGCCGGCUGGCCGCAGCAGCGCGCACCAUGUCGGAGCAGCAGCAGCAGCAGGCAGGACCGCAGCAGUACAGAUGUAAGUUUCAUGUAACUUCACACACUGUCCUAAAAAAUGUGCGGUUGUAUCUCUUUGUCAUGUCAUGGUGUCAUAUUUGCCCAAGUAAUCAUUUUAUGAGCAAGUGGCGAAAUCAUGGAGGUAAAGCUCACUUAUUCCAUCAUUAAACUGCACAGCUGCAGUACUACAGCCAGGCCCGCAGAUGAGGGGCUUCAGUUACCACUGUCUGCACGGGCGCAGUACCUACUCUCUGCCUGCGGGGGUCGUCUUUCCCCACCGCUCGUCUAGUGUGUCCGAAUUGGGCCAACGUUUUUAGUAUGUAGGAGUAGGAUCUAGCAGUAGCACGUAGCAGUAGCAUGUAGUAUCCGAGCGGGCAGUUCGGACGCAGCAUCUAUUUUGUCAACAAAAAAGGAGUACCAACACCCGAACGGCAUAUACGGACGCGAUCACGCCACACGGUGUCUAACUGCAACGCCAGACUGAUCGCAACGUGGACUUCAGACCGGUAGGACUGUAUCACUCGCAUCCAUUCAUUCUGUGUAUGUUGGACGGAACGCAGUUUGAUUACAGCGCAUACAGCGCAUCCAUUGGGGAGCGCUGUGCGUGUGUGAAAGUCCGCUGAGACAGCCUGUCCUGCUCGUUGAGAGUAAAUACCUGUGGUGUUUUCCGAUGUUAAUUGAUGUGAAACAAUCUGUGGAAAAAUAAAACUAUGCUGGGUGUAUUGUGGAUUCACUGCGCGAACCACUGAACUGCCGAAUCUCAAAAGGACAAUAUGAGUGAAGCCAUGGAACAAGUGGAAAACAACGAAACUGUGGUUGCUAAAAGGAAUGUGAAACUUACUGCAAAAGCAUUGGCAUAUAAAGUGGUAAAUCUACAAAAUGAACGUAAAACACAUGUGAAUAAAAUAAAAGGCUUAAUACCUGCAAUGAAAGAGCUGAUGAAACGAAAGGAAAAUGUACAGGAAGUGAAAUCUCAGUUGCAAACUAUUACUCAGCUCCUUGAUACUGCUGUCAACUUGCAUCAAACAAUAAUUCCACUGUUACCUGAGGAUGAAAAACUUAAACAGAAUGAUUGGUUCUCCAGUAUUGAACGUUACAGCAGUACAUUCAAGGAUGAUGUGAUUCAGUGGUUGGAUGAGAAUGAACAUGUUCUAAAUAUCGUGGAUAAUGAUGAGGCCGCAGCAACAAAGCAUGUGUGUGACCCUCAAAUAGAUGAUGCUUUACAGGCAGCAGCACAGGACACAGGCCCCAUCACACCUUAUGAAGGUCCACAGGAUGACGUGAACCCAAGUGAUAGCAUAUCAAAUGUGCAAAGCAAACGAUCUGCAAAAAGUGCUGUGAGUGGAAAAAGCUCUGGGAGUGGUAAAAGGUCCAACGUAUCAGGAACUUCUUCUGCUCGCAUCAAGGCAGAAGCUGAUUUAGCUGCACUGAUGGCACGGCAAAAACUUUUACAGGACAGACAUGCACUGGAAGAGGAGGAGCAGCAAAUACGGAAACGCAAGGAAAAGCUCAAGUUGGAUGAAGAGAUUGCUGCACACUUGGCUAAAGUGAGCGUUCUAAGGGCUGCAAGCAUAUCUGGUUCGAAAAGUAUUACAACAGACAGGUCCAAUGCAAUGAGUUCCUACGUUAAAAAUGAACAAGAAACAACAAAGUUCAAUGUCAAUGCCACUCCUUUCAUUCCUCUGAGGCUGGAAACAUCUAAACAGCAAUCGAAAAUCAUGGACAGUGACCCUGUGACAAGGCCUAAAUCAGAUGGAUCGACCCAUGCUGUUCACUUUCAGCCUCCCACUUUGAAGAGCCACUUACCUGAUUUUAAUCCUCUGCUCAAUGCUCAUAAUGAUCACUUACAUCAUGGAAUCAGUCUUAAUGUUGGGGAUUCAGCAAGUCAUGGGGAGCAAAACAAUGUUCUUGACAUCAUGAAAAGACAGAAUGAAAUUACAACACUACUGAUACAACAGCAGCAACAUGCGCUCUUGCCUAAAAGAGACAUCCAGGUGUUUGAUGGUGACCCACUGCAGUUCCAUACGUUCCUGAGAGCCUUUGAAAACUGUAUUGAAAGCAAGUCCAACAGUCAUAGUGAUUGCCUGUACUUCCUCGAGCAAUACACUAGAGGUCGUCCAAGAGAUCUUGUGAGAAGCUGCCAGCAUAUGGACCCAAACAGGGGCUAUGCUCAAGCUAAAAUCCUAUUACAAGAACAUUUUGGGGAUGAACAGAGGGUUGCUGCUGCUUAUAUGGACAAGGCGUUGUCAUGGGCCCCAAUAAAAUCAGAGGACGUUAAAGCUCUCCAAGAUUAUAGCCUAUUUCUCAGAGGCUGCGCAAAUGCGAUGAACGAAGUGCAGUAUAUGUUCGAAAUGGAUAUGCCUGCUAACAUGCUGACAAUAAUAAAAAAACUGCCUUACAAGCUGAGGGAUCGAUGGAGGACAACUGCUUGUGAAAUACAAGAAAGACGUAACCAAAGGGCUACAUUUAAUGAUAUUGUCCAUUUCAUCGAAAGGCAAGCAAAGAUUCUAACAGACCCAGUAUUUGGAGACAUUCAAGACUCAUCACCAGCAGCAAACAGAUGCAUGAAUCGAACCAGCUUAAAACCUAGAUCUCGGCCAAAGGGAAGUAGUUUCGCUACAACAGUGACUACUGUACAGCACAAUUACACAGCAACAAAAGGAAGGAGGCCAGACACAACCUCAUCAGCCAAGAAAGUCUGUCUGUUUUGUGAGGGUGGGCACAUGUUGGAGUAUUGCUCUCGAAUGGAGAAGAUGACUCACACUGAAAAGAUCACCUUUUUAAGGGAAAAGGGAAUAUGCUUCGGCUGUUUGUGUAUAGGACACAUCAGCAAGGACUGUCGAAAGCGUCUAUCAUGUAAAGUGUGUAGUUUGAAACACCCCACAGUGCUUCACAUCCAUUCAAAGGAAAAGGACCCAGUGACAGAAGAAGAACCAGGCGCCGCAGUGGGCUGUGCUCUGGUAUCUAAUGGGUUGACUGGGGCUGGUGGCCAUGAGUGCAAGCUUCCUAUAGUUCCUGUAUUGGUAAAAUCCAAGAAAGGUAAUCAUGUAGUGGCUACUUAUGCCUUCUUGGAUCAAGGUAGCACGGCUGUUUUCUGCACAGUAAACCUCAUGAACAAGCUCAACCUCUCAGGAAAAAGGACAAGAAUCCUUUUGCGGACAAUGGGUCAGGAGAAGGUCGUUAACAGCUGUGUGGUCACGGGACUGGAGGUGGCCGGUUUGGACGGAGAGACGUACUGUGAUUUGCCCAACACCUAUACACAGGAGUGCAUGCCGGUGCAUAGAGGAAAUAUUCCGCGUCAAAAGGAUCUCGAGAGGUGGGCAUACUUGAGAGAUGUUCACUUACCUGAUAUCGACUCCGAAGUUGAGCUGUUGAUUGGAACAAAUGUACCAAGGGCACUGGAACCAUUACAAGUCAUCCGUAGUGUGGACAAUGGACCGUAUGCCAUCAAGACUAUCUUGGGUUGGACUGUUAAUGGGCCACUGGGGGGAGACAGUGGCGAUGGAAUGGAUGUUGUGACCGUUAACAGAAUUUCAGUCCUGAACUUGGAGGAGCUCUGGCAGCAGCAGUUCAGAACAGAUUUCCCAGAAUGUGGCUACGAUGAGCAACCUGGCCAGUCAAGAGAGGACCAAAAGUUCAUGAAGUUGGUCCAGGAUUCAGCCAAGCUUGUAGAUGGUCAUUACCAGAUUGCAUUGCCCCUGCGAAGCUCCGUGACCAUGCCAAACAACAAGAAGGUUGCCGAGCAGCGUGCUCUAAACCUGAAGAGGAGGUUCAAAAGGGACUCGUUAUUUCAUCAGCAGUAUACUGAUUUCAUGAAUGAUAUGGUCACCAAGGGAUACGCAGAGCAAGUACCUUCAGAUGAGCUGGCACGUACUGAUGGAAGAUUGUGGUAUAUCCCACACCAUGGUGUGUAUCACCCUCAAAAAGGAAAAAUCCGUGUGGUUUUUGACUGUGCUGCCACUUUCCAGUCAGCAUCUCUCAACGCUCAACUGGUGCAAGGGCCGGAUCUCACUAGCUCACUGAUUGGCGUCCUGGCCAGAUUCCGGAAAGAACCGGUUGUGAUCAUGGCAGACAUAGAGUCCAUGUUUCACCAAGUAAAGGUGCCAAGGGAAGACGCUGAUCUACUGAGGUUUCUCUGGUGGCCCAACGGUGACUGCACCCAAGAUCUGGUAGACUUCAGAAUGUUGGUACAUCUUUUUGGUGCAACGUCCUCACCAAGUUGUGCUAACUUUGCAUUGAGGAAAUGUGCUAAGGACAAUGAAGAACAGUUCUGCCGAGAGACCAUUGAGAGGAUUCUGCACUGCUUUUAUGUGGACGAUUGUCUGGUGUCGACGGCCAGUGAGGAAGAAGCAGUGGCACUGUAUCAUGACCUGGUCUCUGUAUGUGCCAAAGGAGGCUUUAAGUUGACCAAAUGGAUGAGCAAUAGCCGUGCAGUGAUGGCAGCAAUUCCAGGGGACCAAAGAGCUAAGGGCAUGAAGGACCUGGAUUUGGACCAUGACCUGCUACCAGUGGAGAGGGUGCUCGGGGUGCAAUGGUGCAUCCAGUCUGAUGUCUUCAAGUUUAGAAUCCUGGUGCAGGACAGGCCCCUGACAAGGAGGGGGAUCCUCUCUGUCAUCAGUUCAGUAUAUGAUCCUCUAGGAAUCCUGAGUCCCAUUGUUCUUUCUGCCAAGAUCAUCCUGCAGGAGCUGUGUAGGCAAAGACUCGGUUGGGAUGACCCUAUACCACCAUCAGCUGCACAGGAAUGGACGAGCUGGUUAGAGGAGCUCCAUCAGUUAGAGCACUUCCAGGUUUCGCGGUGCCUUAAACCCCCAGACUUUGGUGAGGUCACUGUGGCGCAACUGCACCAUUUUACAGAUGCAAGUAAUAAUGGUUAUGGUGUAGUGACCUACCUUCUCCUGCGGAAUGCAUGUUCCCAGAUGCACAGCAGCUUUGUCAUGGGAAAGUCCAGGGUGUCUCCUUUGAAGCCGGUCUCAAUACCCCGUAUGGAGCUCACAGCUGCUACAAUGGCAAGCCGUCUGGACACCUUUUGGAAAAAGGAGUUGCACAUCUCAUUAAUAGAGUCAACGUUUUGGACUGACAGCACCUCUGUGCUGAAGUACAUCAGGAAUGAGACUUCCAGGUUCCGUACCUUUGUCGCCAACAGGGUAGCAGAAAUACUCAAAGUGUCAGAUCCAUCGCAGUGGAAGUAUGUAAACACCCUAAGCAAUCCUGCAGAUGUGGCCUCCAGGGGACUGAGGGUUGACAUGUUCCUGAGGAACAAGGCGUGGUUGUCAGGACCUGCAUAUCUCCUGCAACCUGAACGAGACUGGCCUGUGAGUCCAGAUUGCUUGGGCGAACUCCUGCUGAACGAUCCAGAAGUCAAGGCCAGUGUGGCAGUGAAUGCAGUGCAGGCCUCAGAGGAUGUGGAUGCAACCACUCAACUAAUCCAUCAUUUUUCCUCUUGGACCCAUCUGAGAAGGGCUGUGGCUUGGUUUCUCAGGCUAAAAAACAUGCUGCGGGGUCUCAGCCAGAAGAGGACAUGGACUGACUCUGCGUCCACUCAGUCGGAGUCAGGGAAACAACAAAGACCGUCCUCGGAGCUUGGAAAAGGAGGGUUCAAAGACCUGGCACCGAGAGGUUUCCUCACGGUAGACGAGUUGCAGGUAGCUGAAAAGGAAAUCAUCAGGUUUUGUCAGAGGAAGAGGUUUCCUGAUGAACUCUCUAGUUUGCAGGAGGGCGAAAGUGUGAAAAGGAGAAGUCACAUCUUCAAGCUCGCUCCUGUGUCGGAGGAUGGUAUCCUGAGGGUUGGUGGUCGGUUGAGCCGAGCAGCCUUACCUGAAGACGCAAAACACCCUGCCAUUCUGACCAAAGAGCUCCACAUUUCAGACGUUCUCCUGAGACACAUACAUCAACAAGUUGGUCAUGGAGGACGCAACUACAUGUUGUCCAAACUACGUGAAAGAUACUGGAUUCCUGGGGUCAGCACAGCCAUAAGGAGAAUUUUGUCAAAGUGUGUUGUCUGCCGCAGGUUGCAAGCUGCCCCAGGGUGUCAGCUGAUGGCUGAUCUUCCUGUUGACAGGGUCUGCCCAGACGAACCUCCAUUCACCAGAGUCGGUGUGGACUACUUUGGACCAUUCGAGGUUAAGAGCCGGAGGAACAUUGUAAAGAGAUAUGGAGUCAUGUUCACCUGUUUGGCAAUACGGGCUGUUCAUAUCGAAGUGGCUCCUUCGCUGGAUACAGACGCCUUUAUUAAUGCACUACGACGAUUCAUGGCAAGACGUGGCCAAGUCCAAGAAAUUCGAUCAGACAAUGGAACGAACUUUAUUGGAGGAGAGCGUGAGCUGAGAGAGGCUAUCAGAGGUUGGAAUCAAGCUCAGAUAAAUGGUGUUCUUCUUCAGAAGGAGGUGAAAUGGAUUUUUAACCCCCCAGCUGGAUCGCACCAUGGUGGUGCCUGGGAAAGGUUGAUCAGAUCAGUGCGCAAGGUCUUGAACUCCAUCUUGAAGUUCAAAAUCUGGAUGAGGAGGGAUUACACACUGUCCUCUGUGAGGUGGAAGCAGUCAUUAACGGCCGUCCAAUUACUAAGGCCUCAACCGACCCUAACGACCUCGAAGCUCUGACACCUAACCAUCUCUUGCUGUUGAAAACCUCUCCUUCCCUGCCACCUGGGCAGUUUCAAAGAGACGACAUCUACGCUCAUCGACGCUGGAGGCAGGUCCAGUACAUGUCUGAUUUAUUUUGGAAGCGAUGGACUAAGGAGUAUUUGCCACAGUUGCAGGAACGUCAGAAGUGGACUGGUAUCAAGCGCAACUUUGUAGAAGGGGACGUUGUGCUUAUUGUGGAUGAAACAGCACCACGGAACUCGUGGGUCAUGGGAAGGGUUAUCCAAACCUUCCCAGACAGAAGAGGAUUUGUGCGACGGCUGCAGAUCAAGACCAAGACCAGCUCCUUGGAAAGGCCCAUAACCAAAGUCUGUCUUCUGCAGGAAUCGGAUGCCUGACUCUUCCGUUCUGGAAGGAUAGUUUGAUUGACUUUACUGACCGACAGCACGACAUGACUUUCCUCCGUGAAGCUGUGUGUCUGAACUUUUGAACUUGGCUAGACUUGACUUGUGUUCCAGGAAGAAGAGCACAUUGAUGAACUGUAUUGAUGGACUAUUACAAGAACAUUGGUGGAUUUCGUGGUUCGUUUAUUUGUCAUAGUGUAAUUAUUAUAAUGGUAAUAAUUAGGGGCUGGGUUGUAGGUGCCAUAUGCAGAAGUGGUUAGGUUUGUGUGUGUUGACAUCAACUGUCUGGGCUGCACCUUUCAUGCACGUCACGAGGGGGUGUGGUCAAGGCGCGAUGAUUGAAUGAUUGAAUGAAUGGACAUAUAGUCACCUGGGUGCUGCGGCGGCUGCAUGGAGAGGGGGUGAGUAGGGAGAGCGUAUUUUUUGUUGACCGCUUGAUUUAAACGUCAAACUAAGCCCAUAGAUCAUCUUGCCUUGCCUUGCCCUGUCUGUCUGUUUGUGCGGCGUUGGAAAUAAAUGUGAACUCAAUCGGAAAACACGGAAAUGGCUUGUGGUUUGUGUAGCGAGUCACCAAUGCGGAAGCUCCCUCACUUAGCCUCUCAGUGACUUUGUUUUCGUUCCUAGUCACUAUACCAGGGAUUAAACAAAACAGGGUAAUGACCACACUCCCCAGAGAGCCGGCCUGCUGGCACAAUACCAGUGGAUCCAUUGAGGAUGUGUCUGGUGGUUUUUGUGGUUGAUGGGUAAAGGAAGAGCGGCGGGCACAAGAGGGAUUGAAGGGGGAAGGAAAAUAGAUGGGCAGAGGAAAAAGGAAGAUGAAAGAAAUAAGGAGAGAAAAGCUUCUGUUCCUGCUUGAAUGCAAACCACGGCUGCAUGCCAGCUAGAUGGUCUGUGUUCAGUCCAGUGGUAGGAGGACAGGCUGAGUCAGACAGGAGGAGGGAGGAGCAGGCGGCAGGAUCUGUUUUGACUCAUCGGAGCAGGCUGGCUGGUGCUGACCAGAGCCCGUUUGACGGUAACCUACACUCACGUCUUUGGUAUGGACAGCUGCUUUAGCAGACCACAGGUUCAAACCAGUGAAAACACAAAUAAUCUUUCAAUAGGCCCAUAAAGGGAAAUGGCAUGAAGUACAUGCCAACCAUGAAGAAGUCCAGAGCAAAACACAUGCCUGGGGCUCACAGUAAGAAGAGGUUUCCUCCGGUUCAUGUGUGAUGAGCAGUGAAGAAACCGAAGCUCUUUAUCUGCUCAGUCCAUCAGUUUCAGGAGCAGGUUGAUAAGGUUGAGUGAUUCCAAGUCCUUUGUAUCCUGAGACAGAAAUCUUUAAGAGAUUUACUGCAACUUAUGAGUUCAUGUGGUAAUUUAAAGUGACACAAUAACACACUGUCCCUGUACUGAUUAGAAAUGUGCAAAAACGGGUCCAAAAGUCCUGUGCUGCGAACGAAACUACAGGAAAACCUUAAAUAUUGUUCCUUUCAAAUAUAAAAGUCAUUCAUGAAGUAAAACGCUUAAAUAUUUACACACUUCAGCUUCUACAAAUCUUAAAAUUUAAUAAUAAUAACUUUAUUUUUAAAGCACUUUUAAAAACAGAAGUUUACAAAGUGCUUUGACAUACAGUCACAGAGCACAUGGAAAAAGACAUAAAAAAACAAAAAGCUCAUUUAAAACAGAAUUAAAGGCCGUUUUCAUGUCAUGAAGAACCCAGAAAAUGCAAGAACCAUGCAACAUAAAAUGAGGCCAUGAGGACCAAAACAAAAACAUGAAAUAGUUCAGAAAAAGAAAAUGCAAUUAAAUGGGGGUGUUGAAAGUGGAAACAGGAUAGUCAAAAUAAAAGACAAUUUCAAUAAUGAUAACCAAAUAAUAACAAGUAAGAUUGAUAAUAAUAGUAAUGAUAAAACAGAGCAACAGAAAUGAGCAAGGGAAAAAACAAUAAAAGGCCUAAAAGGUUAAUUAAGAAAAGAAGAUAACAAAUAGUUUAACAAAAGCUAAAAACAUAGUAAAGCUGAAAUAAGAUCGAGGUAGAAGAGAAAAGAGAUGACAGAGAAACGAUCAAAAAUAAAAGAUAAUAAAAACGACAUCACAUAAAAGCAAAUCUGUGAAAGUGAAAAAAAAGUUAGAAGCUUUUUCCCUUUUAUUUUUUAAACUUCUUUACAUUUCAAAUCGUAAGUCUACUAAAAAAAUCAUCCCUCUGAAAUGAUCCUGGAUCAUCAUCAGGCCUCAUCACCAUUUCAGUUCAAACACUUCUUCAUCAGCACAAACACAUCGUUGAUUUUUGAUUAUGAAAAUAUGAUUUAAUACUCAUAUUGAAAACCAAACUUAAAGCCCAGUAUGUCACAGUUUUAAAUAGUUUCAGAUUUUACUUCACAAGAAAGGGAAGCACUAAACUCAUCGUCCGCUGACAUCAGCACUGUUGGUCAACGCGGGGAGGCUUAUGUGUUCCUCCUGGUGACCGAUUAUGACGGUUUCAGCUGACCGGGGGGGUGUUGUGUUGCGGUUUUCUGACUGGGAAGGAAAGAGACACAAGGGCAAGUGGUGCAAUUUAGCGAUGGCCUGAUGGGGAGUUAAUUCACCCACACAGCAGUGGUCAUCCCUCGGCCCUCCCUUCUUUUCCUCUCUCACAAUCCCUCACUUCACCCAGCGAGGAUCGUACCCCCUGUUCUUUUUCCGGCCUCAGCACAAUGGAGGCAUGGUGCCGUCGGCGCAGAGCAACACUGCGUAAUGCUGUGCGAGUGUCAGUUUGUGGCUGAUUGACAAUGUCAGGGUGUUAGAUAACCGUGAUAAAACUCAAAUGUCACAUGUUUCAGAGUGUGUGUGUUUUUGUUGUGGAAUGAUUCGAGAGUGUGUGUGAGCACGCUCUGAGUCACUUUGUGAGAGGACUCAUUCUCUGUUGACUGUCAGAGUGUGUCACUCUGUUUGCCCCCUUCAGAGGAGCCGGGGCCUCUUCAGGCUUUUUUCACCUGGACUUCAACAUGUCGGCUCUCUUUGUUCAUGAAUCUACACAGCAGAGAAUAUUCAACUUUGGCUGCUUUACAACUUUAGAACUGCUAUCAGAUUGUCAGAUUAAUAAUGAUACUUUGGUUUCAGAUAGAGGAAAGUGUGAUUCAUGUACAGUUUAGUUCCCCAUUGCAACUAAAGCAUUCUGAAAAUCUCCAUAAAAGUGAUCUGCAUGUCUAAAAAUGACCUGGGGCUGUUUGAAGGAUUUAUAACUGUGACCUUAUGGGUCCUUAUGCUGGAGAAAGUGAGAUUUGGUGGAUGUGAAGGCACUUCUUUGGACCUGGAUCCGGAUACAAACAGAGCUCAAGCUUCGCGUUCUUUAGAGCCUUAUUUUUGCAUUUUUGCAUGUAUCCUUGAGGUUUAUGAAUACAUACAUACAUGUAUAUAAAUAUAUAUAUAUAUAUAUAUAUAUAUAAGCGACUAAAAAGUUUGACUAUGCGCGCAAAUAGCUGUGAAACACCUGUGCUUCAUGAUUAACUCUUUUUAUCUCAAAGAAAAUCUGCCAUUUUACUAUGUCCAAACAUCCCGACUCACAGCCACGUUAUUCAGGUCUGUAAUAAACUAAAGCAUUUGUAAAUCUGUCAAGAUUUCAGCGAGUUAAGAAUAUUUUACUCACCUCCUUAGCUACCAGAGAGCAUACCAGAAUAGUGUACUGGAGUAAGAUGGCCGCCGUGUUAGACUUUCUUAUAUAUAUAUAUAUCUAUGUUACGAUAACGGGCCAGACAGAGCAGUACCACCGGAAACCGCGGGGGCAGUGUUGUUGCUGUCACUACACGAUACGCAUCUCUAAAGAGAAAAGAAGACAGUGGCGGGACGAAGCAAGUUGUCGAAUAUCACGGCAAACAUCCUAAAGUUACUGGAAAUGACGAUCGUCGUCAGUUUCUCUCAUCGGUACGACUAGAAAAAAUAAUUCUCCGUCCUCCACCGGCGAGGCAUUUAGUGUCCUGACCGACCACUACCUCCUUCAACGCUGCCUCUGUUUCUGUCUCUUAAGCAAAAUCUACAUUAUCACUAUCUCCCCCACGGUCGCCAUGUUUGUUUUUGUUUGUUUGUUGUCAGAAACGUUUGACUCCGGCCUGCCCCCUGGUGGAUGUAAUGGUUAACAGUCAUGCCGACGUAGAGGACACAUGGAAAUAUGUGGGCAGCGACGGAACCAUCGUUUGAAACGUUUGGCGAGCAUAAAUGAGCCGUUGGUCCACAGUUUUUAAACGUAUAAAAACGCCGUUUAAAGCAGGAUCAUCUCACUGAUUCCCAUCACUUCUUCUCACUUCGGUUUGAACUUUCACACUCUCUCACACCACCCUGCAGCAUGCUGAGCACAGGUUCUUGGUGUUAGAAAUACCCUGAAUGUUCCUGCCUUACACGUCUAUGUCGUUUCCGUCCAGGUCUAAACAGGACCAGCACCUUUUCUUGUGAGGCCCAUAACCGCAAAGGUGUGGCCACCUCUGGAUCUGGAACCAUCACAGGUAGGCAUCACAUUGUCAGCCCUUUUUUUCCAGUUUGGUUGCAGGUUUUUAAUUCAUGAUUAUUCAGCAUUGAAGUCUUUGUUUUUAACGAGUUUACUGUCUCUCUGUCUGUAGUUCUUCCAUCCCAGCCUCGGAACCUGAGAGCUGCAGAGAUCACCCCGACCAGUCUUCGAAUAACAUGGCAGCCUGGUUUUGGAGGCGACUACCCGAUUGUUCGUUGUUCUGUUCAGGUGAGACGACAUCCGCCAAAAUAUGAGGAGAGACUGAAACCUCUGCAGCUGUUUGACCUGCUUUUCAAACAAAUACAUCGCUCUUCCUUUAUGCAGACUCGUCGUACCUUUUUGCAAGCCCAGUUUUAAAGAAAAGAGAGUUUGCUUUCUUCUUUUAACUCAUCCUCUACCCUCCCUGUUUUAUUCAUGUACCAGUGGAUCAGGUUUCACUCUGGGAAAGUGGCCUCCUGGACUAAUCUUAUGCAGCACCACUCCCUCUCCCUCUCUCUCUCUCUCUCCCUCUCUGGUGUGGCCACUACAGCUCUUAGCAGAGAGGAGGAACUUUUUCUCCUGGAGAAGGGAGCAGUGCAGCACCACCCCUAAACGUCUGGUUCUAAUAAAGCUGCCCCUCAUACCUCUUGCUGUUCUUACCCCCACCCCUCCCCUUCAGCCCUCCCUCACCCUCAUGGGGAACAAGGCGAGGGGCCAGCCUCGGCAGAAUGGGGCAAAAAUCUGAAUUUAACGGCUCAUUGUGUGCUGAAGGGAAACAUGAAAAAGCGAACUGUGUGGGGAGAAGAGAGAUAUGAAUGUACUACAGAAAGAAAGACGGGGAGAUGGAGAAAGAGAGCGAACAAAAGAGAGAAUGAACAGACAGAUGUAAAGGAGAGAAAGUCAGUCAGAAGAAACAGGAAGAGGCAGUGACAGCAGGUAUUGUGGGUCUGAGCCAUACAAGGGGAAUGUAGUCUGAAGUGUGACUCAGGGCUGAGCUGUACUAUCAGAUUAAAUAGUUGUUUACAGGCGGAGCGGUGAUUCAUGGAGUCAGGAAUGGAGCUCAUUCUCUUUCUCUCUCUCACACACACACACUCAUUCACAGGAUUUAUUAUUCUUUUGGAUCACACCACGAGCUCACGCCAUCACUGACCCAGCUUCUUAUGAGACCUCUGAAUUAAGGCUGCACGAUAUUGGAAAAAAAUAAUAUUGCGAUUUUUUCAACCCUGCGAUAUAUAUUGCGAUAUUAAAAAUACAGUAUUUUCACCAGAUGACCUGAAUAGCACUUAAUGUUAUGCUGCACUGCUGAAAUCUUGAGGACAGUUAAUCUGCUCUGAUUUUACCUCUUUUUGUGAAUGUUAGUAGAACGGCUUCUGUCUGUCUCAGAGAUAUUUUUAGCUUUUAUUGUUCUGGGACGUUAUUGUGGCAACAGAUGAACACAUAACACGUGUUUUGGUCGACAUCAUCCUUCUUUUAACCGAAAUAAUUCCAGAUAACUGACUUUCCUUUUCUUUUUGGCAACAAAUCUUCAUUUUCGGUGGUUUUCGCUUGUUCGUUGUUCAUUUUGCGAUCGUUGUUGUUGUUGUUAGCGGUGUUGUGCCGAGAAACGCAUGUCCUCCGAGAAUUGCAUGCACCUCGCAAAACGCGCACCGCUUAUAGUAGAGUGGUCCACGGAAAUGUACAAUUUAAAACCCAUACAGUUCUUAUUUGUUGGGCUUAAUAGUCAUGAGUAAAGUUCCGAAAGUAAUUCUCAGCCGACACACGUCUCCCUCCAUGUGCAGAACAUGUGCAGGGGUGGGUUUUCUCCUCCCUGAUUUUGAUUGACAGCUGGCAGGGUAGUCUGAUUGGCAACUGAUAAGUGAGUCUGAUUGGCAACUGAGUUAAGGACGAAGGCGAUUGGUGGAUCGCUGCACAGCACAUGCAGAGUCACAUGGAGUGUAUCUCAGUCGGUUACCCUUGAAAUUAAAUGAGUUCAUUCACCUCCAAUAUCACAGGCUCUGCGAUGUGACUAUCGCACACACGUACAUCGCGAUGACGAUAGUCAAACGAUAUAUCGUUCAGGCCUACUCUGAAUACUCAUGUUGUUUUGAGAGUCAUAGUCGAAGCCGUUCAAAGUCGCACCUGCUGCACUCACAUGUCUGUUGUUUUUUUGUGGCUGCUCAUUUGUUAUUCUGCUGUUUCUGCAGUCUGAUCUCUUACUGUGAAGCCCACCCUGCGUAUUACUAACUGCAGCCUCAAACCUGUAGGAGAUCUUUUAUAAUGAGCCAAGCUGCCGAGAACAAUCGUCCAGAUCUGCAUCUUUAAUGUGGUUUGAAGAUUGCUGCAAUGAAGGAUUUUUCCUGGCUUGUGUUCCUCUUAAAAUGUGUUUACCACCGAGAAUUUGCAGAGGCAGCAGGUUUCUGACAGGAGGUUUGUUUGAUGGCUUCUGCUUUCACUGCACCUUUUUAAGCCGGGGUCAUGUUUAAAGCUGCAGUGAAGCAGAUUUUUACACCAUUUUUGGCUUUUAUCACUUUAAUGACCAUCCCCCCACCUCUAUUACUGCACACACCAACUCCAACCUCCUGACUUUUCCUCCACUAAACUCUGUCUCCAAACUCUGUUUUUUGUUCUGUGUGUAGAAAUGAAAAUCAUGUUUUGAUUACAAAAAGAGGAAGUUUUUUUUUCCAAUCCUUUAAAUGUACGUGAUUGAAUUUCUAACUUUAACCUACAAAAAGAUUUUUUCCAGUUAGAGCAUUUAUAGUGCCAGUAUUGUCUAUUCAUGCACAGUUUUUUGCACAAUUGUUGUAAUCAACUGCAGAAAAAUGGUGAUAUUUGUUAAAUUUAAUGGAUGUAUUUGUUGCUAAGUUAAGAACAGUGUCUUGUUUGUGUUUUCAGACACCAAAGCUGAUAACCCGCUCUGAACUCUAGUCUAAACAGCGGUGCGGGCCAAAACUCUUUUCAAACUGUUGUCUGUAUUUUCCAGGCCAAGCAUUCGGGGGAGCCUUACACCGCCGGCCCAGAUAAGAUGAUCCACAACCAGAAUGUGAACAUCCCACCAGCCACACACUUCAUCGGGGACCUGGAGCCCCACACCCUGUACGCAGUCAGGGUUGCCUGUCACAGCAGCCAGGGUCCGUCUGACUGGUCUCCCUGGGUGGAGCUACGCACCAAAGAAGGAGGUGAGCCCUCCAAGUGGAGAGAUGUUUGUUUUCACUCUGUGAAGUGUGUGCGUGGGAUCACCUCCUUUUAAGUGAGUCAGGGUCAAGGCUGUGUUCUCGGGCUACUGAUUGAGGUCCAAGUCCAAGUCUCCUCCUACUCCUGCAGAGGACUGUAACCACUACAAGACAGAGGCAGAAACAUGCAUGGUUUAGUGACCUGUUUGGAGAGUUUUGGAUUGUUUGCGCAUAAAUCAUGUGCAAACUUUACUUUUUUGCAUUUAAAUACUAGUUAUUUCAUUUCUUCUCCAUGCAGGGGUUAAUGAUUAUAAAUGUUGUACUGUAGCUGUUUUUAAUGACUGCUUAAACUAAUAGUUUUCAGUCAAAUACUCAAAGAAAGUCACCUUCCUGACCCCUGGGGUGCAGGGUCUCAUACUGAAAGAUGGUACAUUUAAAGACGUUCCCUUAAUUAUCAAGACCAGUCAGAUGAUCUUUGAAAGAGCUUGUGCCCCAUGUCUAAUUUCUUCUGCUUUUAUUAUGAUUUUUUUAGCCUGUCAGGCACGUUGGGAACAUACAGUCUGUUAUUAUAAGACGGAGUCUGUGAAUCAAGUUUCUGUGCACCGCUAGUCAUAAUAUUUCUUUAUGUACCCGUUCACUUAGUCUGUGUUUAUGAAGAGUACCAGACACGAGUCACUGUACCUCCACCAGCCCAGUUUCAAAAGUAAACUCAUGAAGAAGAAGGCUGCCUGACUGGUCGUGAAGGGACAGAGUAGGAGGAGGCGGAGCCAAGCUGAGGAGAAGGAGGAGGAGGAGGGUGGAGGUUAAAGUCGCCUGAAAGGCCUCAGUUAGGGUUGUACCACUCUGUCAGUGUUUGAGUUCGAACCGAGGUGGGAUUUUCCAUGCCAGCUCAUGCUGUCUCUAUCCCUGGAUAAAUGGGAGUGGAAACAGAGUAGAGGAAAGAUCUGCCACUGGAGGGAUGAUGGGGGCUUUCCAUAGUUGAGGGUUCCUUCUAAUUGAAAAGAUUUCGACAUAACAGUUCUCAUAACUACGGAAAGUGAGAAGUGGAUUUGAAAUGCUUCUCCUUCAGAAAAGGACAAGAAGUUGGUUUGAGACCAAGCGAGCGUUUUCAGGUUUCAGUUCUUGGUUGUGACGGAGUUCUGGUUUUGUUUCAGGGGAAAAAUCUCUGGGUUUUGUUUUCCUCUGGAUUGUACUGCUGCUUCAUUCCUGCACAUGCAGCUCCCUCUGCACUUGUUCCAUUGAGCCAGAGGAUAAAAGGAGACCAAGAUAAGAUUUAUCUUGUGGUCAAAGAUAGUUCAGAAGGUAUUUAAGGCCAAAGACAGGAGAGAGCGAAGGAGGAAAGGUGGGCCGCUCACAGAAAGCUCCCACAAGGCUCUGUUGUUGAGCCUGAAUCUUUCUGUCUUCCACAUUUGUUCCCCGUUAAUAAAUUAGCAGAUUUAUGUGAUUUCAUCCUGGCAUAGACAGCCACAUUUCUGCUCCUCUGUCUCCUCCCUCGUUCUCCUUUUUUCACUUUAUUCAGAUUUGUCCCUGUUUAAUUUCAUGUGAAGUCCAUAAUCGGUCCUCCGGGGCUUCUCUUACUAUCAUGUGGUGCAAUCGCCUCGUUCUACCUCACAUGCUCCAAACUGUUGAGUUUAUUUCCUGCAUCUUAAAAAGCUGAAGAAUUUUUUCCAUACUCAGUCUUUUUAACUUCACCCCCCCGUCUUUCAUUUCCCCCCUUUUUUGACCCCAGAUGACCUUUGAUUUUUCUUUCCACAGCACACAGCGAGGCACUGUGGGAAAGACAAAAAAUAGGGUUAAUGGUGGUGGUGCAUAAGGAAUGGAUGCAAGGGAAGGGGGUGCUUUGAGAAAACACUAAUUUUGCUAUUUUCCCAAAGCUGGCUAUUUUCCCCGGGGGGAGAGAACAGAGGAGAGGGAGGCGGGGGGAGAGGAAGUGAGGUGACCCGCUGUGUCACUCAUCUAAUCCUAAAGCUACACUCAGACUUUCCUCUGUGUACUCUAUCUAUCAGGGCUGUAAAGGCCUACUCGACUGGUCGACUCAUCGGUCGAUACGACUCGAUUUUUCCUGCAUCAAUUUACAGACUUCUUGUGCUGAUAUCAGAAUAUUUUCACCCCGACGAGCUAAACUGAGGGAAGGGUUUGCCGUUAGAGUCGGAACCACCCCCCGAUUAGUCGAUUUUUGGUAGAAAAUUUCAGGGUUUUAGUCGACCAAAAACUUCUUUGUUUGAUAAAAAUCCAAGUAUAUAUCAUAGAAGCAAUGACUGUAUAGAUCUGUGGUUGUACAGUUUCAUGUGUUUCUGUGAUACUAGAUUGAAUCCUGAGCUCUGAUGGAAGUGAGUCACAGCGAAGCGGGUCAUCACACACAUGUGUCACAUUUAAUCCUGCUUAGUGCGACUGAAAGUUUUAGAGGAAUCCAUUUACUCAACAAUCUGCUCUGCUGUCAAAUCUAAACGAGGUGGAUGUCCUUAAAGGACGUUUUCUGAUGACACCGAUAUUUGAGCUGCUGACUGACCCGGGGAUUGUUUCCCCAGCGUAGUGCUGCUGAGUUUGUUUUCAUAAAUGGAUGUUAAAUCCAAAGGUUAUGAGUCAACGUUUGGCUCCAGAAAGACUCCUUUCCAUCCACGUGUUGAGCCACACAGUGACUAACUGUACUGAGAGCAAGAAAUGAGGAGACCAGAGAGAGCAAUAGUGUCUGAAGCUGUCCAACAUGUCCUUUCAACAGUGUGUCUCCUAUAGCGGGAUAUAAAACAGUAGUGCGCCGUACAUCCAGAUGUUAACCUCUGCUGUUGUGAACUAAUUGCAGCUUAAAUUUGUUUGUUUCUCAGCAUCUCGCCAAGUCUCGGCUGCUUUCAUGAGAACAGGAGGAGGAAUUUUUUCUCAGCAGUUUCAUAAAGUGGGAGCAGCAGCAGCAGCAACAACCUCGGGUCCUCCUUUUCCUGGUUUUAACUUCUAAAAUGUUGCAAUGAGAGUCCUUCCAGUAAAAACUGCUUUUUCUCCUCCUACACAAAUUUUUACAUCAACAAUUCACAUCUCUGUUCCCUCGGAGUCGAAGCUCCAUGACAGAAAAGAGAGUGGCAUUACCGCAGAGAGGGCGGCGGUGAGAGGAGAGAAGCUGGAAAGAAGGAGAGGGGAUCAUGUUGGACGGGGACAGGGGGUGAUGUAGAAAGGCUGAAAGCGAUUGGGUAGGACGCAAAGAGGUGGAGAAGGAGGCAGAGAGACCGAGAGAUGACUGGUCCUAGGUGGAGACGAACUCCUGGAACAAACUCCACUUCAGGGCUGUUUUUGCUGCGAGAGCAGGGACCGCAUGUGGAAACAAUCACCCGCCAAAUGCUUCCUGAUAACAUCAUCCGUAGACUGGGCCGUGUUUCCCAAACUCACAGUGACUGGGUCUGUGUGUGUGUGUGUGUGUGCGUCAGUGAGAGUGUGAGUUUGUGUGACUGUGGGCUGCUAAGAGGUUGAGAAGCAAAGACAAAGAAACCCUGAACUCUGACUGCAACAAAGGAAAUAAGCACUGUCGUCUCCUUACUUAAGGGUCCUGGAUUUCUGGGCUAUUCAGAGCUUCAUCCACACACACACUAACACACACAAACACAAAUACACAAAUUCCUCCUGCUAUUUCUAGCAUGUUACUCAGCUAAGUUUUCUCUCCACUCGGUCUUGCUGCCUUUUUUUUCCCCGUCUGCUCCAGAGAGCUGAAAAGAAAAGGACAGAUGAAUGAAUAAAGCUGGGACAAGGAUGGACAGCAUGAAGUUAGCGACCUCAGCAUGUGUCCAUCUGAGUCCACUCAUCCGUGCUUAGACACAGAGGGCCCUCUGGCUUCUGAACUCGGCUAAUCGCCUCUGUCUCUGGCGCUCUCUGCUCGCCUUUUCAUCCUAAUUAAGUUGAAUUCUCUAAAUUCCCUGACAGCGUCUUCAUCCAGCUGUUGUGCUUAUCCACACCCUGGAGGCUCGAGGCUGUCAAAACAACACACGUCCUGGGUAACCCUCAGCCCACUGGCCCCUGACCAACAGGCCCACAGCAGCAGCAGCUCUGUUAGCGUUUAUCUACACCCUCUGCUGCAUCUUCACCUCAGAAAAAGAAUCAAAUCUGUGAACAGAGGUGGAGGAAUGACUUCAAAGAUUUGUCGUGUUUUGUGUUUCAGUGCCAGAAAACCCGCCUGUCAACGUGACCGCCGUUCUGAACGGGACGGAGGUGCUGAUGAUGUGGGAGGAGCCUCCAGGAAAGCUGAAUGGAGAACUGCAGGGUUACGUGGUGGAGUACAGCACACCUGCAGCCCCACAGGUCAGUCCGGGACACCAGAACCUGGUUUAUACUUCAGGAUCAGAUCUGUGACCAAGAACAGGUUCCGUUAGGGACCCACAGUUUUUCACAACCGACACGAUCUCGAUUCCUGAAUUCUGAUAUCUGCUGAUACUGAUAUUAUUCCGAUACCAGCGCUCUGUUAGCUUUACCAUCAUUAUUAUCAUUAUUGUUUGUUUUAUAUGAGGCUGUAAUAAACUCCUCUCUCCAGGCAAAUAUACAUACGUAUUAUUUCCUGAACGGAGGCGUGUCUCAUCUGCAGCCAGCAAGAAUCACUUAUACAGUCAUUUCAGCAGACAAAGUUAAAGCAAAGAUAUAAAAUUUUGGUUGGAUUGGAAAUUUCUGAUCCAUGAAUUUCGUUGGUAUCAGAACCUGAUACUGGAUCUGAUCGGCCCCAGCAGGUUUAUGGAGCUGCUGUGGAACCUCCUCCUGAUAUUGAUCGUCUGCUUUGUUUCCGUUCUCUGCAGCUUGUUGUGGAUACUGGAUUGGACACUGAGCUGUCAAUCAAUCUGUCCCUCCCCCUGUCCAAUGUGUCAUUUAGAGUGUGUGCUUAUACAGGGGCGGGGCAAGGACCCUGGACCCCCAUACAGACCCUUAAUCUUGUCGAGCCUGGUGAGUAAUAACUUUAUACUUUGACUCGUGAAUCUCUGAACUGAAAUGUUAUUUUAUGACUUUAAGAGAUUUUUAAUUAAGAUGUUGUUUUCUAUGAAUCCUGCUGCUUAUUUCUCCAAACAAACGUGUUUUUUUCUCACUCUGAAUUCAGUGUUUUGACUCGAGUUCUCCUUUUUUUUUAAUUCCCACAGAAAUGGAGGAAUUUCGAGGUGAGUGUAAUGACUGACUUUGCUCAUUCAGACCCACAAAUUUGCUCUUCUGUAACCUCCCAGAGGGGCAUGUAAUGACACAGUGACAGUCGAAGUGAGCUCAUGAGACUUCUCUGUCUUACUCUCGGUCACUGGGUUCCUGAGAGAUCCUUCCUGUGUAUCUCAGCAAAAACAAGGAAGGAAGUGAAAAAAGAGAAGAGGGGAUCUCAGGGAGACCGAAAAGGGGAAGAGAGAGAGAGAGGGGAGCCGGGUGAAUGGGGGAGACGCGUCAUAAAUAUUUAUAACAGGCAGGAACAGUGUAGCAUCUCUGUUUGCUUAGUCUAAUAGAGCCAGACAGACGAUUCAGACAACAAGAAAGGCAGAUAAAAAGAGAGAGGCAGGGAAAGUUGGGGGAGGAUGAGUGUGAGAGAAAGAAAGGGAGGAGAAGUGGAAAACAGUGGGUGGAGGUCGUGAGGGAAUAACAUAGUUGGUGGGGGAGCAAACAGAACGAGACUCUAGGAAACAGGAGGUGGAGACCAAGUGGAUUAGAUGAUCCAGUUUGUUGAUUACAGAUUUAAUUAUAACACACACACACACACACACACACACACACACACACACACACACACACACACACACACACACACACACACACUCAUCAUAAUCAUCAGUGUGUGAGAGAAUACAGAAACAGCUGCUGUUGAAAACUUCUGAACUUGUUUGUUAUUUUUUGUCACCUUGGUUUCUCCAUGAUCCUAAACUCUCUGUCUCCCUAAUUUAACUGUCAUCCUUCUCUGUCCACACCCCUCCUUCCCUCCCUCCCUCCUUCCCUCCCUCCUUCCCUCCCUCAGGUCCCUCUUCUCCUCAGGCCUUUUCCUGGCACUGGUGGUAUGUGGUGAUGGCCAUCGCCGGCGCCGUAUCCAUAGCUGUGCUGAUGGCUGUUUACGUGGCCAAGCUGCGGCGCAAGGAGACGCGCUUUGGGUGCGUAGGCUAUUAGCGCUCCUCGUGGGUGGAAGGGAGGGACGGGUUAGAUGUGCCAAACCAAAGUUUUGAGGGUUUUUUUCGGCUCCUUGACCCAGUUGUUGCCUCUGUUCUUCAUGCAUUCUUUAGCAUUUGGAUGGAGUAGAAAACAUCUGUUUUGCCGUGUUUUCUGCCGUGUUUGUACAUGCUCUGGAGGAGAUCUGUCAUGUGAUCUGUUCUGUGUUGUAUGCUGCAUGUGUGCGUUCACAGGGAGGCGUUUGAACCCAUGAUGGAAAGCGGAGAACUGGUGGUCAGGUACCGUGCACGCCGCACCUACAGCCGCAGGACGACUGAGGCAACAUGUGAGUUCCCCGCUCUGCUGCCGCUGCAUGUUUCUCAAGAAGAUGACACUGUUUGGAGUUUGCACCUCACUGUCCUCUGAGCAGGCCCGAACCUGCGCCUGUCCCCGGGACACAAAGCAAUAUGAACAGAGUAGCAUAAUGGCAUCUCCUCCUUCGCCCUCGGCCUGGAUCCAACUCUCGGCUAAGAGGAUAUAUUUUUCUGUCACGACACACGCUGACGAUCCUGCUCUUCUUUAGUCGUUCGUGUUGUUGGAAGGAAGGGUUCAGGAUUACCAAUGGUCGAUUUGUUCCUCACAGCUGUGAAAAUAACCCUGGAGUGUUGAGUCAGCUGACAGACUCCUCAACAACACUGGGAGCUUCACACUUUUGACUCACCGUUUCAUCCUUUUAUAAUUCAGCCGGUUCGAUGUGCAGGAAAUUCAUUUGAGGGGUCUGCUCUGUGAAAUCAGGAAUGAACUGAAUUUGAUCUGACCAGAAUUCAUUUCAGGCAUUUACAAAGAGAGCAGAGGAAGGAGGUGAGAGAGGGAAGUCAAGAUAACAGCAAACUGGAGAGGUUGGCGGUGUGGGGGGAAAGGAUAUCAUUUCAUAAGCGGGUGACUCUCAUAGGAGUGGGAUUUCAAACUGAAACAGCCUGUAACAACAGAUGAGGUGCUGCCUGACUGAUCUCACUGGAGUCAAAGAGGGUCGGCUCACCUCUGGGAGGAAGGUGGGGUUUCAAAUCCAGGUGCAGCAGCUCCUCAUAGAAAGGUCGCAGUGGUUUGUGUGCUGUCAUGAUCACAGACACAGAUAUGUUACUGUAAACACACACACACACACACUCACAUUUCACACAGCUGGCUUACAUUCAAGCCCUGACACUGUCCCUGGUGUGUGUGUGCACUAUAUCUGUCUAGACCUCAUACACAAGUCUCAGCUUGCCACAGCCGUGAAGAGGACGAGGGGAAGCAAAACAAAAAGUACGAAAAAACUUGUUCAGUGAGUAAAAUGAGAGCGGCUGAGGGGACGAGAUGUGGAGAUAGUGAGUGUGAGUUUGCUGGGAAUAAAGGAAGAGGUCAGAUCGGGGGGAUUUGGGUGGGAUUUAUGUUGCUGUCGCUGACCAGGAAUUUGGGCCAAUUCUCCGGACAUAGUUCAACUCUCCAGUUAUUGCACGCAUUGACUAAUAGGCGGUCACGGCAGCAUAUGUCAGAACAUGCCUGAGGAGUGAGCGCAUUGUUGUCCGGCGUGUGGCAGAUUGAUCGUGUAGCAGCAGCAGCAGCUGGAGGGGAAUCUCAGAGUUUGUCGUUGUCGACUCGUCAUAUUCUGGCCCAGAUGUGAAAAACAGAGGUAACGUCUGCAGCUCCAUCAGCUCAGCGACAGCCAGCUGGACCAGGGAUGUGGAGAGAAAACUGAACCAGAUUAAAUCCUCUGACAUCAACCUGGUUCCUGGAGGAUUAUGUGCUCAUGUGUCCCACACCUAAAAAGUGGUCUGCAGGGAUUGUGAGGCUCCAUGACAGAUUCUCUCUGGAGGUUCAAUUAAAUCCAACUUUUGUUCACUUUUGGGCCUGCCGUCAUUUUGUUCAUAUUAUAUAUCAUAUUUAGUAAAGUUGUGUAUUUGGAAAACAAUGCUAAUGAAUAUGUCACUUUAUGUUUUUCAUUUUUCCCACAAGAACAAAAAUAUUUAAUCAAAUUUUUGAAGCUUUUUAUGUUACAGGAUAAAAAGGCUUGAGUGCACGUUUUUUUCUUGUUGUUGUGUUAAUAACACUUUCUGCGUUUACAAUCUUUUCUUUGCUGCUUAUUGCUUCAUUAAAGUUCCUUGUUUUUCCCCCUCAGUGAACAGCCUCGGCAUCAGUGACGAGCUGAAGCAGAAACUCCAAGACGUGAUGGUGGACAGACACAAACUGACUCUAGGAAAGACGCUCGGGGAAGGUGAGCUUUGUUUUGUCCUUUAAAGGUGUGUCAGGAGCAUUUCUAGGACAGAUGGAGUUAAUAUUUACAGAAACAGAGCAGGGAGUGGCUGAACACUUCAAGUCCAUAUCAUCGCUGUCUGAUGAAAAACUCAUAUCUCCACUUUUAGCGAUCUGGACUUUUUUCUAUACAUGCACAGUCCAUAAUCCUCCCUAACAACCCAAUGGAAAGACAUUUUAUAACAUCAUCUUUUCAAUAAAUAUCUCCAUCGGGUGUUGGAAGUGUCGAGAAAGCACGUAUCUCCCACCCUGACCCUGAGUUGUCAUGUCAGCAAACAGACUUUACACUGUGACGGACUCAUUACAGUCCAGGGUGAUGCUACACUCAUGUCUCAUGUCAGCGUUGUUUACCUGGACGUUAGAUUUCUUGAGUCGAAGUUCAUCCCCAGAGUCAAAGCUGCAGCUGUUUUCUGUCUCUUUCUCCGUCUUUUAAUGUCUCCACUGGUAUUUAAGUGAAAUCAGAGCCAGAAUUUUAUUGAAAACCAAUUAAUUUAAUAGAGUAAGAACUCAAAACACAUUUUUCAGUUGGUUUUUCAGAAUACCUGCAUUGGUCACAGACACUAGUGCAUGUUAAAUUUUGAGUCAUGACUCAAAAAGGUUGAAAACCAAAGCACUAUGUGGAAAUGUAGGAUAGCCGGCUAUCAAUAGUUUAUCGACAUAAACAGGAUACUUUAAAUAACCGAGCGCAUUAUGAAGAAAAUACUAGAGAUUUCAAUUUCAGGUCCUAAUUGUGUCUAAUUACAGUGUUUUGGGUUUAUUCUGUAAAAUAGUUAAUGAAUAAAAUAGUUUUUUAAUGUUCCUGAAAAAAAAAAACAUUUGGAGAUGUGUGUUUUUGAUUGGACAGCGACGAUAUACAAGCUGAAUAUACCGUGCUUGUUCUUGUUCCACUUAUCUCCAUUCACACAGGGUUAUAUUUCUCUGUAUGAAAACGACUCUAACAGUAAUUUACUGUUUGUUUUUUAAUGAGAAAGUGUUUGAUGUUGUUUUUGUGUUUCUUCCUGUAGGAGAGUUCGGCUCUGUGAUGGAGGGUCUUCUCACUCAGGAGGAGUCUGUUCUCAAAGUAGCUGUCAAGACGAUGAAGAGUGAGUAGACAGUUAAAGUACUCAGAAAUCACCACAAUGAACCCCCUUCAUCGAGGACACACAGGCUUUUUGACGGGCAGCCCCUCGGGUCAGAAAUUAACAAGCGUUUUGGACAAAAAUUUCACUUCUUUAUCAGAAAACAGACAAAGACGCAGCUUGUAGGAAAUAUUGGCCGAAGGAGCGUUUGACCUCGUGUAAACCGCAACAAAAAAGUAAAGUCAAUCAUAAAACAACUGCAGUUUUCAGAGCAGCUUUGGAGUCUGAAAACAGAAUCUUACGUAAGAUUUCUGCCAGUUUGGUGUUCUGACAUCAUUAUUCAUUCAUAUAAUCAGUCAUGAAAGCUGCAAACAUGUAAUCAUUGAUGAUCUGAUAACUUCAGAAGCCAAAACACCCUUUGAAAUGAAAUUAUUUAUGACCCCGCCAUUGUUUGCUGUUCGCCUCACACGAACCACAUGGUCUCUCUUGUGUUCUGUCUUUCCUCCAGUCGCGAUCUGCACCCGCUCUGAGAUGGAGGACUUUCUGCGAGAGGCCGCCUGCAUGAAAGAGUUUGACCACCCCAACGUCAUGAGGCUUCUGGGUAAGUCAGGAUUCAUGAAGGCUGGUCGUGUCAAAGGUCGGGCGACAGCCUGUGGUGAUGGGUUUGAGAUUACUUUAAAGGUUGUAUCAGGAGAAAAACACGCCACAAACUUCUGCAGCGCACUUAGUUUUGAGCAAUCUUUGAUUAAAAAUCUCUAAAAUUAAAUCCUCAAACAUAUUUAGUGAGAAAAUCCAAAGUUAGAUAAACAACCUGUUUUAUUUUCACUGUAGUUAAUUCCAGAUUGACCUGCUGUUGAGAGCGGGAGUGAAAACACGUCUCGUUAAAGGUACAGAACAUGUAUUUGAUCUGUGUGUGUAAGACUCAGCUGCUGUGUUUUCACAGGUGUGUGUCUGCAGACUGUGGAGAGUGAAGGUUACCCCUCCCCCGUGGUCAUCCUCCCCUACAUGAAACACGGAGACCUGCACAGUUAUCUGCUCUACUCCAGGCUGGGAGACUGUCCCGUGGUUAGUCUGAUUACAAACAAUAAAAGCACCGAGUCAGCAGCAACACUAAUGAGCACAUCCAGGCAGUCACACACACACACACACACACACACACAUUUCACACAGAGUCUCACAAAGUUUAACUUCUUGAUGGUUCUGGGCUUUAGAAGUUCACAGAAAGGUCCGUCAGCAGAGCGCUAUCCAAAGGUCAUCACAGACAGAGUAUUUGUUACAGCGCGCCCCUCUGCACGCGUUUUGGCCGCACGCACGCACACACUCUGAAGUCAUGGAAACACACAAUGUGCGUCGAUUCCUCAGUGUUUGUAGUUAAUGGAUGAGGUGGUUUUUUGGAACCCAGAACUGUUACUCAGUAAGUCCCCCCAGAUCUGGGUUGAGAAAUGCGAGCCUAAUCAAAACAAGAUUGCUGCAGAAUGUUGAAAUAUCCAGUUCGGCGAGCGUUCACAAACACAAUGGUGCUGAACCUGAUUCUUCCCACAGGAAAAGGCUGUUAGUAUUUUUUUAAAGCAGGGAGCACUCGGUUCACUCUCAGAGAGGUGGACUCCAGCGCCCCCUACUGUUCAGAAAGUGACUGUUCCUCUUUGUGCCGUCCUGCAGUACCUCCCAUCUCAAAUGCUGGUGAAGUUUAUGACCGAUAUCGCCCGAGGAAUGGAGUACCUCAGCAGCAAAAACUUCAUCCACAGAGACCUCGCUGCUCGCAACUGCAUGUAAGCACAAUCCCAGAUUCCUCUUCUCGCUCUCUCGGUUCCUGUUAUCACUCCUUCUUUCGUUUUCUGUCCUUACACUAAGAAGUUCUUAUAAUGAGUUAAGAAACCCUGAAAAGAAAUAACACUUUGAUGCUUUGGACUUUAAAUAAAGUAAGUGUACGUGUUUAUAUGCAGUUUCCUCCAACAGCUCUGAGCUUUAAUGCAGAUGUUCACUAAACCUCUGGUCGUCUCUGUAGGCUGAACGAGAACAUGAAUGUAUGUGUGGCGGACUUUGGCCUCUCCAAGAAGAUCUACAACGGAGAUUACUACAGACAGGGCCGGAUAUCAAAGAUGCCCGUCAAAUGGAUCGCUAUCGAGAGCUUGGCCGACCGAGUCUACACGACCAAGAGUGACGUGGUUAGUAUUGUUGGAGGGGCCCAUGUGCACGUGUAAAAAUAAAUGUGCGUUCUUGAGAGAAUUGUGCGUAAAGUAGGCUGUCCUCAGGAUAAACACGGCUCUGUUCUGUCCUCCGUUCAUGUUUGACUGCUGCAGAUUCAUGUUUGAGUAGAGAGAGGCUUCAGACCUCCUUAACUCUUCCCCUCUCUCUUCCUGCGUCCCUUUUAAUAAAUGUCUCUCUUCCCCCUCCCCCCCUCAGUGGUCAUUUGGAGUCACGAUGUGGGAGAUCGCCACGCGGGGCCAGACUCCUUACCCUGGGGUGGAAAACAGUGAGAUUUAUGAUUAUCUGAGACAGGGAAACCGUCUCAAACAGCCUCCAGACUGUCUGGACUGCAUGUAAGUAUCAGUCCUUCUCCGCACACAAACACACAGUCUCGUGUGUGUAUAAUUAACAUUCUCAUUUUCAUCCUCUUCAGAUACUCCAUCAUGUUCUCCUGCUGGCUCCUGAGCCCAAAGGAUCGUCCGUCAUUCGAGUCUCUGCGCUGCGAGCUGGAAAAGGCCCUUGAGGAUCUGCCAGACCCUCAGGACCCAGAUGAGAUCUUGUACGUCAACAUGGAUGAGUCCUCUAUGGAGCUCGGGGCCGUUGGUGGACGUGACCCUAUUGGAGGGCCGUCCCCUCUCUGUCUGAAGGGCCUUGACUCUGUGACCACAGCCGAGGUCCAUCACCCAAACCGGUACGUCCUCUGUCCUCAACACGAGACCAAUCGGGCCCUCAGUGAUUCCUUGGAGAGUCUGGACAUGCCGGUGUCGUCCUCCACGGCCACGCUACCCCUACAGCCCUCCUGCCACUCCACCCCCAACCCCACCCCAGCCCCCACACCAACUGUGGAGCUGAUGGAGGACAGGGAAGGGUCCAGGAAAAUGCCGUGGCAAUGAUGGUUUCACUCUUUAAACAUGACUCAUCAUCACUGCCAAACUGUGCCAUCCUUUCACUCCAGACCCACACCCAGACCGAGCCUCUGCUGCUGACUGUACGAAACCUCACGUGCCCCUUUGUACGUCAUUUGCACAAAUAUUGUCGCACUCAGCUGAAAGGAUUGGAUCGGCGUUAUUUCCCGUGUUGGCCCCUUACUUCUCCAAUACUGGAUGUGAUUCGUGUGAUCAGCGGGAGGAACUCGGCUUCCAACGAUGAGAGGACUGUGAGCAUGUUUGAAAACACGCUCCGCACACUGCAGCACAAUCAAAGAAACAAACACCCUGUCGUAAAGCAAUAAUACAGACUUCAACUACAGCUAUCUUUGUCCUGGUGAUUAAGCUAAAAACAUCUAAAGUGUCUGUGAAACCAGCUCACACUGCCAACUACAGCCGAACACACUCAGGAGCUCGAACCGUCCAUGGAGUAAGCGCUGAUGUGGAGGACUCUCACCAGCUCAGGAAACGUCCUCUGAAUCAGGAUCUCGGCUUCUCCUGCAAACCAACCUGCAGGAUUUGUAUGAAGGAGCCUCUGAGGCCCCCGUCAGGUCGAGAGGAAUGACUGUUUUCUGGUUUUUAUGAUCAAAGUUUGUGAAGGAUCACAUGAUUUUUUUAGGCCGAUGUUGUUGCGCCGUAAACUUUUAAACCCUGUUGUUUUUGGUUUCCCACAGAGAAUCGUAAAAGUGCAAAUUUGACUCAUGAUAUCUGAAUUAAGGGCUCCUUCACCCGACAUGAAGAGACUGUUUUCAUAUUAAUACUGCAGAAUGACAGUAAUUAGCUAAAACUGCCUUCUUUAUACAGUUUCCUGUGAAGCUGCCUUAUUUGAGUGACCUUCAUCCCAUCAGUUUAGACUAGGGGUCGACUGAUAAUGGUUUUUUAGGGCCAAUGAAGUCACUGAUUAGGAGUUCAUGAAGAUUUAAACUCUACAAAGUUUUAAAACUUUGUUGAAAUUCUUUUUGACAAUAAUUCAAACUGAAAUGUUCAAAAUAAUUUAGAAAUUACCCUGUUUUACUCACAGUACAGUUACGUCUGUUUAGCCUCUCAGAUGAUGUUGUAGUGGAGGCAGAGGGUUUGGACAGAGCGGUGAAAGAAAACAGACCCAGAGGGACACUCACAGCAGCAGUAGUGCACUUUGUAGUUGACUAAUUUUAUCAACUAUCUUUUCAGUAAAAAAAACAACAGAUAAAAAACAGAUGUCAAAUAUCGGCCCUAAAAUUGUCUCAGACCGAUCAUUGAUCUGCCCCUAGUUUGAGAAAUCUUCUCCAGGUCUUGUGUUGUUGUUGUUGUUCUUUUAGGACCAUGAGCCAACUGUCCUCACUGACCGGUGAGACACCUUUGCAUGUCCUUUAAAAAUCUGAAGUCGUAACUCAGGAACCUGAGACUGAGCAGGGACAGAGGUACUGUUCACACCAAGGGGGUACGAAUAAUCAGAGGUGGAUUAAUGGACUGAGGGAGUCGGUACAGACGGUGGGAUAACCUGAGGCGAAGGGCAGGAUAAGCUCCUCACCUUCGCCUUUGACUCAAGCACAGUGUUAUUACAGUUGUAAUUGUUUUAUGCGUUUUUUUUAAGUCUUCAGUUUUGCACUAAUGUUUUAUAUCAGUGUAUGUUUGUUUGUUUGUAUAUCAUUUUUGUUUCUUCGUGUUACGUUUGUAAUUACUCUUCGGACACGCUGUAGAUGCCUCGUAUGAAAUCAGCCGACAUGUAACAACCCAGAAAAAUAGUCAGAGCGAAACCUGUGAAAGUAAAGCAGGGCCUCAAACUCCAUCCACAGGGUAGAGAUGGGAAACAUGACUAACCUCAUCAUCUUACAUCAUCCUACCACUUGUUAUUCCAGGAUGUGUUUGUUUCUUGAGGUUUAGCACUGUAAAUAGAAGUCUGUUACACGUAGAGUCGAGGAUGAGGACACAGGGAGCAGAAGCUGAAAAGCAAAUUAAAGUUUGGACAUCCCAACGUCUGCUCCGGAGAAACUCAUCAGCUUCAACUUUGCAUCAUGUAUGCACUUAUUUUUAUAUAUAAAUCUAUUUCAUACCAGUAUCCUAAUUUGCCAUUGGAGUGGAUUUCAACACACGUUUUUGGAGACCAUUUGUCUGAUUGAGUUGCUGUUUUUUGUUGUAUGCAUUAAAGGUACUUUUCUAUGUAAAACAGAUAGAGAAACACCUCUGGUACUGUACGUUUAGAGUAAGAGUCAAAUAUGACGGUGAACCGUGAGUAUGAAACGAUACAAUAAGGGCGUAUUAAACACUCUGGUCUUUUUAAAUGUACUCCAGCUAAAACUCAUGAUCCUCUGUGACUCCUCUGUUCAGCCUUACAUCUUUGAAUUUCAUGGAUUUGCCUUCAGUGCCUUUACAGAGCCAGUAUUUUGCAUUACUCAAGAUUUGUGACUGAUUCUCCUGGUGUGCUGAAUUAGGAGAAGACUGUAAAUAUAUAUCAUUGCCUUUAUAUUGUCAUGAUUUGUAAACAAAUUUUUAUACCGGUCCUGCAAUAUUUUGUAUAAGAAAUAAAUUUUUUCUUCACGACAGAAA
Messenger RNA from Xyrichtys novacula (pearly razorfish), 34959 nucleotides. Lineage: Eukaryota; Metazoa; Chordata; Actinopteri; Labriformes; Labridae. The record is from the annotation of a GenBank genome assembly.